Chara braunii is the source of this 2055-nucleotide messenger RNA. The record is from the annotation of a GenBank genome assembly. Lineage: Eukaryota; Viridiplantae; Streptophyta; Charophyceae; Charales; Characeae.
UGUACUUGGGCUCAACUCAAGGACUGGGCUUUGUACUUGGGCUCAACUCAACGGUUAUCUCCAGGAAAUGGAGCCAGUGUCAGAGGCAGUGAUUGGCAUUGACCUUGGUACAUCGAACUGCUGUGUGGCCGUCUUUCACAAUGGCAUGGUGGAAGUCAUUCCUAAUGAGACUGGGUCUCGCACAACACCAUCUUUUGUUGCUUUCACCGACUCGGAGCAGGAAUGUCUGGUCGGGGAGGCUGCAAAGAGGUACGGUCAAAAGCAUCCAGAGCAAUGCAUAUAUGAAGUCAAACGCCUGAUGGGUAAAGCAUUCCUGGAUGCGGAUGUGCAGAUGGACUUCCGACGAUGGCCAUUCAAAGUAGUAGCAGGGCCAUCAAGGGAGGCACUAAUAGAAGUUCCGCGACUUCCUCAGAGCUAUGGAAAGCAUGGAAGGCACUUCAGGCCAGAGGAAAUCUCUGCAAUGCUGCUGAAGGAGAUGAAGAAGAUUGCAGAGGAUUUCACCAAUCACCCUAAUAUAAGGGACGCAGUGAUUACUGUUCCUGCCUAUUUUAAUGACAGUCAACGACAAGCAACAAAGGACGCGGGCGAGAUGGCAGGCUUGAAUGUGCUGCGAUUGAUAAAUGAGCCAACUUCUGCAGCUAUGGCAUAUGUUCAUCAAAGGGUGAUAGGAACAAACUGUCAAGACAAGAGGAUCCUAGUGUUCGACCUAGGGGGUGGAACAUUUGAUGUUUCCAUUAUCUCAGUGACAUCGGGAACUGACCUAGUUUCCAGGUUUGUUGUGAAUGGAGUGGCAGGAGAUGGCCAUCUAGGCGGUGCAGAUUUUGAUAGUAGAGUUGUCUGGUUCUUGGCCAAUGAAUUCAAGAAGGAAACUGGGCAUGAGGUCCUCAACAACCAACGGAGUCUGCUGAAGUUGAAGCAGGCAGCCGAGGUAGCCAAGCAUGGACUCUCCAGUGUGCUUUCGGUAGACGUAGAUGUGGAGCGCGUUCAUGGGGAGCAUGAUAUUCAGAUGGAGUUACCCCGGGCACAAUUCGAAUUACUGAUUGAAGACCACAUGACAAAGUGCUUGGCUGUGGUUCGAGAAGCCCUGGGUAUAGCAAAUGUUAGUGAAGCAGACAUUGCGCACGUCGUUCUUGUGGGUGGUUCCACACGGAUUCCCCGUGUCAGAGACAUGCUGGCACAAUUCUUUGGGAGACAGCCUCUACUGUGUACGAAUGUGGACGAAGCUGUGGCCUAUGGGGCGGCUCUAAUGGCCGGACUUCUGGGAAGCAGGUGUGACGAGGCUCCAGCCAUAUCGGUUGAAGACGUUGCAACACUGAGCAUUGGAGUGAAAUCGAACCUUGAUCAGAUGAACGUGAUCAUACCAAGGAACACUCUCCUUCCUGCCACAGGAUCAGAGUGCUUUUCAACGUCCUUCGAUUACCAGACAAGUUUGUCAUUUCACUUGUACGAAGGCGAACGGGCAUUGUGCAGCUACAACCGCUUCCUUGGUGUGUUUCAACUGCAGGGUAUCCCUCCCAUGAGAGCAUCAGGUCAACCAGUUGUGCGGCUCAUUCUGAACGUGGAUGGAAAUGGGAUUCUCCAUGCCAGAGCUGAGGCAACUGGACUCGUUGGAUUCAUAUCUGCUGAGUCUACUUUCAACGGGAGUCUUGAUAAGGAGAAAGCUUCAAUGAUAGUUCAAGAGGCCCAGUCAUCAAGACAAACGGAUGAUGCAAUCAGAGAGGCAUUUUGUGAACGGCAGAGACUCCGGGACUUAGCCCUGCAAAUGAGGGACGAGUUGCCUGUCAUUAUGCCACCAAGCAAGCGGGAAUUGAUGACACAAAGAACUAACGAAGUGUUAACGUGGUUGAGUUACGAGCAACAUUUGGCAAGAACGGAGGAUUACAGAGGACUGUACGAAAUGCUUAUGACAGCCAGACAUGCAGUUGCCGAGCCUCCUCAAGAUUGCGCAUGCUGCCCGUGCAUUCGGAUAUGAGAUAACCUGUUUUCACUUCGGCUUUUCCUUCAAUUCUGUGGUAUUGUACCUUCUUAUGCUCUUAAUCUUGCCCAUCUUCUCCU